Hermetia illucens (black soldier fly) is the source of this 3970-nucleotide messenger RNA. It is a transcript of the gene Shaw, whose product is annotated as potassium voltage-gated channel protein Shaw. Bases 1075 to 2712 code for a protein of 545 amino acids. Gene Ontology annotation, biological process: potassium ion transmembrane transport; protein homooligomerization. Gene Ontology annotation, molecular function: protein binding; delayed rectifier potassium channel activity. The record is from RefSeq and is a predicted model, not a curated record. The transcript has 12 exons. NCBI's taxonomy places the organism in Eukaryota, Metazoa, Arthropoda, Insecta, Diptera, Stratiomyidae. Gene Ontology annotation, cellular component: dendrite membrane; neuronal cell body membrane; voltage-gated potassium channel complex.
UUUCGAUCGUUCGCACAUGGUCCGCGUUACGCUGGAAGCAUCGAAACGGUGGCGUGUACAAUUUUUUUGAACUUAAAGUUGAAGAAUUGGAGUCAAAGGUGGACUUCCACACCUUCAAUUUCCGCAAAUUUUUCCGGCCAUGACGGCUUGUCGUUCCCGUUGCAGCGAGUUUUUCCCGACUAUGCAGACAGCGCUGAGGAGUGGUUUUCCUGCCGGAUUUUGAAUGUUUUUUGCUUUUUGAUUUUUGAGUUUAUCGGGACCACGGCGAAGAAAGUGCUGCUCCCGCAGGGUUCGCGCGAUGUCACCCUUAGUACGAAUCAGCACGGUGGAAUUGCAGGUAGCAUUGAAACUAGGGUGAACCAACCGCUUCAAGACAAGUGGAUAGCCAGCCCUACCGCGACAGCCUAGCCCUAAUUAAAAGUUAUAAUAAAUUCACUGCAGCCCACGUUCUUUUAACCGAUUAACGCCCAUAGCAAGGACUCGCAAACGGGUUAGGCCGCGUCGGGUUGGUUGGAAAUGUAUUACCCUCUUCCCGCUCGUUAGCUUUGCUAAAAGUGAGACGCAUGCAAUAUUUAACCCGUCCAGCAUCGAGUGUGUUUUGUGUUAACCAGUGCAAACGCUGAAGGGUGCCUCAAAUCCGUGGUUGAGACUUCCGUGUCAUAUCAAGUAUUACAGGUGAAUAAGGAAAGAUAAGGAAGUCGCAUAUCAAAGAAAUCAAGUGAAAGAGUGUGAAGGCUUGUGCAAAGUACAUGGAAGUGUGAAAGGCUGUUAUGUGCUCCAAUUAUCUACAGAAAGUAGUUUCAGCGAAAAAAACACAGGAAUUAUAUAUAUAAUCAUCAAAUAUCCAGCGCCCAUUCAGCAAUGAAAAAACGAAAGGUCUUUGAAUGUCUUCGUUCAUGGAAAGCGUGAAUAUCAGUGGAGAGGAGGACUCGCAGCGAACUUUCGGAAGAGCAAUGCAACCACCCCUUCUCGAAUGUCGUGGACAAAAGCUCACGGUACACAUUACUUACGAGCCUUUCGGAAAAUUCUCGUGUGUGGUGGCAUCUGAAUGACAUAGAAAACUAAACUACAGCCAUGAAUCUUAAUAUGGAUUCAGAGAACCGUGUGGUUCUAAACGUGGGCGGUAUCCGCCACGAAACAUACAAGGCCACCCUGAAGAAGAUACCCGCCACCCGAUUGUCCAGACUGACCGAAGCUCUGGCGAACUACGAUCCAAUCCUGAACGAAUACUUCUUCGACAGACAUCCUGGCGUGUUCGCCCAAGUGCUCAACUAUUACCGAACAGGAAAGUUGCACUACCCCACGGAUGUUUGUGGACCAUUGUUCGAGGAGGAGUUGGAGUUUUGGGGUUUGGAUUCGAACCAAGUUGAGCCAUGUUGCUGGAUGACUUACACGCAGCACAGAGAUACUCAGGAAACAUUAGCAGUCUUAGAUAGAUUAGAUCUAGAUACGGAAAAGCCAUCAGAGGAGGAAGUGGCACGUAAAUUCGGUUUCGAAGAGGACUAUUAUAAAGGAACAUUAUCAUGGUGGCAGAAUAUAAAACCUCAGAUAUGGUCCCUGUUCGACGAACCAUAUAGUUCCAAUGCAGCCAAGAUAGUCGGAGUAGUAUCAGUAUUUUUUAUAUGCGUGUCGAUAUUAUCGUUUUGCCUUAAAACUCAUCCGGAUAUGCGGGUGCCGGUCAUUAGGAAUAUAACAGUGAAGACAGCCAAUGGCAGCACAGCAUGGGUACUAGAUAAGACGCAAACUAACGCCCACAUAGCCUUUUUCUACAUUGAGUGUGUGUGUAAUGCUUGGUUUACUUUAGAAAUUUGGGUAAGGUUCAUCUCAUCGCCGAACAAGUGUGAUUUUAUAAAGUCAUCCGUUAACAUAAUCGAUUACAUAGCUACGCUUAGUUUUUAUAUUGAUUUAGUGCUCCAAAAGUUCGCCUCGCAUUUGGAAAACGCAGAUAUCUUGGAGUUCUUCUCGAUAAUACGUAUCAUGCGAUUAUUCAAGUUGACAAGACAUUCGUCCGGUCUCAAAAUUCUUAUACAGACGUUUCGUGCGUCGGCCAAGGAGCUGACCCUCCUAGUGUUCUUUUUAGUGUUAGGUAUUGUUAUUUUUGCCAGUUUAGUAUAUUACGCGGAGAGGAUACAGGCGAAUCCGCACAAUGACUUUAAUAGUAUACCGUUGGGUCUAUGGUGGGCUCUAGUUACGAUGACCACCGUGGGCUACGGAGAUAUGGCUCCAAAAACGUAUAUCGGUAUGUUUGUUGGAGCAUUGUGUGCUUUGGCUGGUGUAUUAACGAUUGCACUGCCCGUGCCCGUCAUUGUUAGCAACUUUGCAAUGUAUUAUUCACAUACGCAAGCAAGGGCUAAGUUACCAAAGAAAAGGAGGAGAGUGCUGCCUGUGGAACAACCGCGACCGCCCAGAAUACCAGGUCAACCAGGAGUUGGGGGUGGUUGCGGAACACCUGGCUCGGGGCCACACUCUGGAGCUCCCGGCUCGGGAGGUACGGGACCGCGAAGGAUGAAUGCAAAUAAAACUGGUGCGAAAGAUUUAGUUAGUCCGAAAUCAGGUCCAAUUGGUGCUAGUAUUGUUGCAAUCAGUCCUAGAACAGUUUUGGAUUUGAAUCCAGCUUUAGCAAUGAGUAAACCAAAUUUCGAAUCGAAAGGACCUCCGAUUACUGCAAGAGAUGUUAAAACGAUGGAUAACAGUGGCAAAAGUUAUCUUUAAUAUAUGAACUUGUAUGAAUGAAAUUCAACGUAGAAAAGACUAAAAGUAUAGAGAUAAAAUUACACAUAAACAUAUGAUUCAAUAUACACUCAGUUCAAUGAAUUGAACCAGAGAAUCAUUAAUUAAAAAACACAGUGAAACUGAUGUCCGAAAGCUCAGUCUAGCUGUUACAUGUAAAAAGGACGAAGAGCUUAAAGUUAUUUUGCAAUGUUACCACCAAUCAUACCGUCAGCAGUAACUUCCAUCGUCCUCGAAGAUAAAGAAAUCGUAUCACUAAUGAAGAAAUGACGUUCAAUGUCUUCAGCUGAGAGUAACUUAUAACAGACAUAGAAUACACGCCAGGAAAACAUAAACCACGGAUUUUUUAUACCACCUUAAUGUGAAACAACCAACAGAAAGCAUCACAUGUUUGAUAAGUCGAAUAUAGAAUUUGUAAGCUGCCCGCAUAAAUCCACAGUUAGGUAUCAGUGCUGCUACUUGUAAAUUCGAAAAGUAUCUUAGAAAUAUCAAAAAUUCAAACAACUGCUGUAGAAUCAAGCACACCAUAACUAUACAUUAAGGCAAUACACCCACUUUAAUCCAAGCGUAGCUAAAAACAUAUGAAGAAAUUUACUAAAAAUUUUGCUAAUUAAAUUACUAAUGAAAUUAGUAAAAACGUAUGCAAUCAGAUAUAAAAUAAUUGAAAAUAACUCAUUUAUCAAACGCAUAUGUAAUAAAUCAAAAAAGUCAAAACAUAUAUUUAUUUAGAUAGCCAUUUUUUCAUAUAAACCGUAACUAUAAAAAUACACUCGGACUUAAAAGCAUGUGUACAUAAAGUAAAUAAAGUAAAAGAAGUAAAUUUAACUAUGUUUGAAGGACGUCGUGAGUGUAAAUAAUGGCAAACUUUGCACACCUUUUUCAGAGUUUAGGAAAUGUUAUCAUUAUUUUAGGACUUUGUAGUUAUCUCCUUUCGAAGGUUUUAUGUAUUAUAUACUAAAUAAGUAAAAAGCACAUUCACCGUGGAGGAUCGAAAACUCUGAAGAAAUGUAUAUAAAAGUGAAGCAAUACACAAGGGACUAUUACUAACACUAUAUCUCCUUUUCUUGGAUAGAAAUUAACACAUACUUAAUACAUAUUAUAUAUACAUAUUAAUAUCAGACCAUUAUUGACCCGUUUAAUCUUGUUUUAUGAUAUGCAAAUGGGAAAGCGGAAGCAAAACGAUCAAGUGAAAAAUAUCAUUUUACCUAAAAAAUAAAAUUCAAUUAACCAUUGUUAGACA